CUACUGGCCUCAGGACCUCAGUUCCCACACCGACUCAUGGGGCUCAUGAUUUUGUUUCCAACACAGCCAUCUCCCAGGUCCCACUCAGCUCCACCCGUGAAGAAGACGGGCCUGCAGGCGGCGCUCCUGGAGACGCUCGUGGACCUGGUGGACAGGAGCUGGGGCGGCUGCAGGUCUCUGCAUAGCAACGAGGCAUUCCUUGCUCAGGCAAGACACAUUUUGUCUUCUGUUGAAGAACUCACCAUAGCCCAGGAUGGCUCCACGAUGGUGGGUGAAGACGCCGGCUCCCCGGCUCUGGAGAGCAAAUCCCUGCAAAGCCGCCUUGCAGAGCAGCGGCAGCAGCACGCCCGGGAGAUGAGCGAGGUGACGGCGGAGCUGCACCGCGCACGCAAGGAGCUGAAUGAUUUGAGACAACAUUUAGAUACAUCUUUAGAAGAGAAUAGUGGCUUAAAAUCGCUUUUGUUCAGUAUGAAAAAGGAGGUGAAAAAUGCAGACGCUGCAGCUACAUUAAAUUUGCAGAUCACUGGUAAGUUUGUUUGGUAGGACAGCGUAAAAUGU
Cebus imitator (Panamanian white-faced capuchin) is the source of this 558-nucleotide messenger RNA. RefSeq names its product centrosomal protein of 72 kDa-like. The transcript has 3 exons. The record is from RefSeq and is a predicted model, not a curated record. NCBI's taxonomy places the organism in Eukaryota, Metazoa, Chordata, Mammalia, Primates, Cebidae. Gene Ontology annotation, biological process: regulation of protein localization to centrosome; centriole replication; spindle organization. Gene Ontology annotation, cellular component: centriolar satellite. Bases 37 to 543 code for a protein of 168 amino acids.